AUGCCGAAAUACAACUGCAAUAUCUUCACUUUAAAUCCCAUGUCUACAAGACUUGUUUCCCAACAAGACACAGGAAUACUCCUACCAACUUACCACACUAACUACUACGUUUACAAUGUUGGUAAAACUCGUGUGAAGGUAGUUGUUAAAGCAGGAACAAGGGUUUUGUGGACCAGAAAUGUCAAAACUAUAACAUUAGAACCUGGUCAAGAAGCUUACAUCGAUAUGUCCAAAAGCAAGUGCCUUGUUUCAGGUGUGGAUUUAACCAAUACUGAGGACCGCAGAGGCUAUGUACAUUGCUGCCAAGUCACCGGCUACCCUUUCUACGACAAUAGCGACUCUUCUAUUCCAAUUGAUAUUAAUCUGAUUUCCAAAAUACUUACUUCAGUUGGAGCAGCAGUCAUACCGAAAGCUGCAGAUGAUUUAUCAAAAAUUUUACAUAUUUUCUGGCCAGAAAACCAAGAGUCACUGUGGGACAAAAUCAACUCUGUUAUACUUCAUUUGUUAGACGCCCCUAGGCAAGAGCUUGUUCAAACUGUUAUCAAUAAAAAUCUUGCCCAAAUUGCAGAAAGACUUAGAACAGUAAUUCAUGAAUUAAACGAAGGAAGACCUACAGCUCUGCAGAAAUUUUUAAGCAUUUUGGAAGAUCUGGUUGAUUUCCAAAAUAAGUUUAAACUUGAACGAAAAGAAAAGCAACAAAAUCUCAAACCGACCUAUAAACUUCUUCCAUAUUAUUGUGCUGUUGUUAAUUUAAGACUUAAAAUCAAUCAGUUUGCUAUAGUUAACCGUGAUAAGCUUGGUUUAGAUGAAGCUGCCGUCAAACACAUUAUGGUUUGGUCUGACAAUCUGAUAAAUGAUCCUGAAUCGGGAGCAAUAGGAUACAUUACAGAACUUACCAAGGCUCGACUUGAGUUAGAAUAUAAAACAUGUUAUGCAGAACUAUUGUAUGACGGUCUUGUAACUGUACGAGGUUACUGUGUACUUAAUGGAUUGCAGUUCUUCCCGCUCUGGAAAUCAAUUGUAGAGCAUCCAGAAAGCACAGAGGAGCCUUACAAUGAUGUCAUCUUUUACUCCACAUACUGGGGUAGAGCAACACCUAAACUUCACAGACAAAUGGUUACAGAAGACCAUGAUCCACCAGUGAAACCAGCUUUGGUGAACAAUAAACGCAACCAACCAGUAUCACUUGUUGUUUAUACUUUAAACGAUAAAAUAUCUGGUGAUGCAGUCAUUUCUGGUCUUACUGUUGAAUAUGAAAACGGCGAAAAAAGUGUCACUGGGAAAGUAAGUCCUGACUUCCAAAUAAUUGAGUUUGAUGGAAAUCAUAUAACUUCUGUUAUUGCUUAUGGCUGGGGACAAAUUGACGGUCUCAAAUUUACUUUCUGCAACGGUCACUCCGUUCUUGUUGGAACUUCAUCAAGCGACAAACAUGAAUACAAACUUCAAAACCACCACAUAGUUGGUUUCUUCCUAGCUAACGAUUUCGACAAACUCGAAGGACAAGCUGCAAAUAUCUUCGUGAGCUUCCAAUUGUGCCAAGCAGAUGGCUCGAGUAACGACAAAUGUGUUAUAAGUCAUUAA
Diabrotica balteata is the source of this 1581-nucleotide messenger RNA. NCBI's taxonomy places the organism in Eukaryota, Metazoa, Arthropoda, Insecta, Coleoptera, Chrysomelidae. The record is from the annotation of a GenBank genome assembly.